Erinaceus europaeus (western European hedgehog) is the source of this 4089-nucleotide messenger RNA. It is a transcript of the gene IRF2BP2, whose product is annotated as interferon regulatory factor 2 binding protein 2. Gene Ontology annotation, biological process: regulation of transcription by RNA polymerase II. The record is from RefSeq and is a predicted model, not a curated record. The transcript is spliced from 2 exons. Gene Ontology annotation, cellular component: nucleus. Lineage: Eukaryota; Metazoa; Chordata; Mammalia; Eulipotyphla; Erinaceidae. Gene Ontology annotation, molecular function: transcription corepressor activity. The coding region runs from base 162 to 1934 and encodes 590 amino acids.
CCCGGGGGCGCAGCGCGGGCGCCGAGUCUUCGCGGGCUUUGCCGCCGCCUCCGCCUCUGCGGCCGCCGCCGCCGCUGGUGGGGGAGCCGCGGGCUUGGGGGGGGAGGAGGGCGCGCGUGGUGCCGGCGGGGGGCGGCGGCGCCCCCUCCUCCUCCUCGGACAUGGCCGCGGCGGUGGCGGUGGCGGCCGCGUCCCGCCGGCAGUCGUGCUACCUGUGUGACCUGCCCCGCAUGCCCUGGGCCAUGAUCUGGGACUUCACCGAGCCCGUGUGCCGCGGCUGCGUCAACUACGAGGGCGCCGACCGCGUCGAGUUCGUCAUCGAGACGGCGCGGCAGCUCAAGCGGGCGCACGGCUGCUUCCAGGAGGGCCGCUCCCCGCCCGGCACCGCCACCCCAGCCGCCGCCAAGCCGCCGCCGCUGUCGGCCAAGGACAUCCUCCUGCAGCAGCAGCAGCAGCAGCAGCUGGGCCACGGCGGCCCCGAAGCCGCCCCGCGCGCCCCGCAGGCCCUGGAGCGCUACCCGCUGGCCGCCGCCGCCGAGCGCCCCUCGCGCCUGGGCUCCGACUUCGGGGCCGGCCGCCCGGCCGCAGCCGCCUUGGCGCAGCCGCCGACGCCGCAGCCGCCGCCCGUCAAUGGGAUCCUGGUGCCCAACGGCUUCUCGAAGCUGGAGGAGCCGCCCGAACUGAACCGCCAGAGCCCGAACCCGCGGCGCGGCCACGCCGUGCCCCCCACCCUGGUGCCGCUUAUGAACGGCUCGGCCACGCCGCUGCCCGCAGCUCUGGGGCUCAGCGGCCGCGCCGCCGCCUCCCUGGCCGCCGUGUCGGGGGCCGCGGCCGCAGGCCUGGGCUCGGCGCAGCCCCCCGAGUUGAGCUCGCACAAGCGGCCGGCGUCCGUGUCCAGCAGCGCGGCGGCAGAGCACGAGCAGCGCGAGGCGGCAGCCAAGGAGAAGCAGCAGCCGCCGCCCUCGCACCGGGGCCCCGCCGACAGCCUGUCCAGCGCGUCCGGAGCCGCGGAGCUGGGCACCGAGGGCGCGAGCAAAGGCCGCGGGCCGGGAGAGCAGGACUGGGUCAACAGGCCCAAGACCGUGCGCGACACGCUGCUGGCGCUGCACCAGCACGGCCACUCGGGACCCUUCGAGAGCAAGUUUAAGAAGGAGCCGGCCCUGACUGCAGGCAGGUUGUUGGGUUUCGAGGCCAACGGGGCCAACGGGUCUAAAGCAGUAGCAAGAACAGCAAGGAAAAGGAAGCCUUCACCUGAACCAGAAGGUGAAGUUGGCCCUCCUAAAAUCAAUGGAGAGACACAACCAUGGUUGUCUACCUCCUCAGAAGGUCUCAAGAUCCCCAUUACUCCUACAUCAUCUUUUGUGUCUCCACCACCACCCACUGCAUCACCCCAUUCCAACCGGACCACACCGCCUGAAGCAGCCCAAAAUGGCCAGUCCCCCAUGGCAGCCCUUAUCUUAGUUGCAGACAAUGCAGGAGGCAGUCACACCUCAAAAGAUGCCAACCAGGUUCACUCCACUACUAGGAGGAAUAGCAGCAGUCCACCCUCUCCAUCCUCUAUGAACCAAAGAAGGCUAGGCCCUAGAGAGGUGGGUGCCCAGGGAGCUGGCAGCACAGGAGGACUGGAACCAGUGCACCCUGCCAGCCUUCCGGACUCCUCUCUGGCUGCCACUGCCCCUCUGUGCUGCACCCUCUGCCACGAGCGGCUGGAGGACACCCACUUUGUGCAGUGCCCUUCUGUCCCUUCACACAAGUUCUGCUUCCCUUGCUCCAGACAAAGCAUCAAACAGCAGGGAGCUAGUGGAGAGGUCUAUUGUCCCAGUGGGGAAAAAUGCCCUCUUGUGGGCUCCAAUGUCCCCUGGGCUUUUAUGCAAGGGGAAAUUGCAACCAUCCUUGCUGGAGAUGUGAAAGUGAAAAAAGAGAGAGACUCGUGACUUUCCGGUUUCAGAAAAACCCAGUUAUAUUACCCUUUACUAAAACUGUUUGAAUUGUAUAUAUAUCUCCAUAUAUAUAUAUAUAUAUAUAUAUACACACACACAUAUAUAUAUAUAUAUAUAUCUCCAAGACAAGGGAAAUGUAGACUUUAUAAAACAUGGCUGUAUAAUUUUGAUUUUUUUGAAUACAUUGUGUUUCUAUUUUUUUUUUUGACGACAAAAGGUAUGUACUUAUAAAGGCAUUUUCUUCUUUUGUUAAUGUUAUUAGCAUAUCUUUGUGCUUUAUUAUCCUGGUGACAGUUACUGUUCUAUGUAGGCUGUGACUUGCGCUGCAUUUUUAGAGCACUUGGCAAAUCAGAAAUGCUUCUAGCUGUAUUUGUAUGCACUUAUUUUAAAAAGAAAAAAAGCCAAAUACAUUUUCUGACGUUGUAAGAUUGCCUUACUGUCUGUUAUUCCUUACUGCUGGCCCCUUUCUCACACUAGAGGCCAGUUGGUGGAGAAGGAAAGGAUAUAAGUCAAAGGGGCACUGCUGUGAAGUGGGCAUGCCGCUAGGAAAUAUCGAGUUUACCCCCAAAACAUCCUUCGGAGGAUGUCCUUCGGAGUAAAAGGAAAAUUUGUCUAUUUUGUGCUUUAAGUUUAAUUGUUGGGGUAAUGACAACCGCCUUAGAGGUGCUGCUGAGAUAUUUUCAGGACCUUGAUUUUUUUUUUUUUGAUGGGAUGUUUUUUAUGGGCAGAGUUGACCACUGUUCUCUGCCCACGUGAUAGGUUGUAAGACUACAAUGCGGCAUGCUAGUUGGUUACAUAAUACAACAAUUCAGUGAAGGAAGGCAGUGAUAAUGGUGGUCAUGUGUACAAGGUAGCACUGCCAUCUUUGAACAGAGCCUGGUUCUGUGGCAACCUUCCACCUUUUUAAACACCCUAGAGCUCUGUUUGUUGUUGCUAUUGUUUCCUUUUGAAAAGGAUCACAAGUUACUGUGCAAAUGAACUUGAUGAUUGAGCAUUGGUUUAGUUUCUGGUGUGUGUGUGUGUGUGUGUGUGUGUGUGUGUGUGUGUAUAAUACUCAUUUACCUGUAGUGCUACUGCUGUUGAUACGAUCACCUACACUCUGUUUCUAGUGUGUGCUAAAUACAGUAUGGUACAAUGACAGUAACCACUACGUGCUGCCAGGACUGCCCAUGGGCAUAUCAGUGACAGCCCAAAUGGAGGUGGAGGAAAUAUGUAAUUUCCUUCUUAAAUGUGUUUGAAAUACCUAUUCUUCUGGGGGAAAGUAGGAUAAUUUAGUGAAAAGCAAAGAAAGGAUUUUUACAUAAUAGGCAAGCCCCACCUCUCAAAACUAUUUUUAGAAGUCUUUUGUAAACUAAUUUCUUUUUAUCACUAUUUUGCAUCAGUAAAAUGAUUUUUUAAACCAGCAAAUCAUCACUUACUAGAAAUAGUUAUAUCACAGUGAUAAUUGGUUUUUCUUUUGUGCUGUUUUGACUUAACAUUGACAGGAACACUACUUUAAAGCCUUUUAUGUUCAGGUAUUUGUAACUUGGCCUUUUUAAUUAGGCUGAAUCCUCACUUCAAGGUCUACUACAACUUGUAUCUUUCACAACCUAGCUUCUGUUUUGAUUUGAAAAUGUUGACUGUUACUUUGGAUUUUUUUUUUGUCUUGUUUUUAAAAUUGCUCAAAAUAUUUUUUAAUGGUCGAGUUAUUUGAACUGAAAAUCAGAUACUGCAUCAAGUACAAUGUUUUUUGUAUUUUUUUUUUUUUGUGUGUGUGUGUGUGUGUGAGUGCAUUUCUAUUAAGGCUGUGCAAAUUCAUGUUACCAGUCAUGGUAUAUUACAAACAGACUUGCAUGAUUAACCAGUUUGUUGUUACACUUUUUUUAAUUGGAGUAUCUAUGACUCAGAUCAGACUGGUUUCUCUUAUGUAGAUGCACACAUGCAGAAACAGAGUCAAUAUUACAUGCCCAUAAAGACAUUUGUAAAGAAUUCAAUUAUUAUGGUCUGUUGUAUAAAUGUGUUUCUAGGCACUUUAUUAUAAAAUGGAAUUUGACCUCAUAUAUUACAAGUUGAUCAGUCAUUUGACCUACUUUGUGAGAGCUAGCUGUAUGUUUUGCAGUCUCAGUACAGAUAAGCUUUCCAAAAUGAUUAAUAAAGAACCAUCCUGUUA